AUGGACGACGCAGAUGGGAUACCACAGCUACGGAACGAGGACUCGGUUCACUGUGACGGAUUAGCUUCCGAGCUUUGGAGCGACAUUUCUGAAAGAUCACAGCAAUGGGACCAUGAGUCUAUCUACAGCGACGAGGCGGCCUCUGAGCCUAUGAGCAUCUCUUCAGGAGAACUACCACCACAGGGCGGUCUCUAUGACCACGACGAUGAGUAUACUACAAGUUUGCCAAUACCGUCUGCUGUGACAGAGCCCGCCGACGAUGAUGAUCCUGGCAUAUCAGAAACACCGCCUGUUUGGGCAAACUCCGAAGAGUCGAUGUCCAACCCAGACCCAGAGUCCGACGAAGCAGAAACGCCGGAACAACAUCAUGAGCUUGACCACUACGACAAGUAUGCUGCGCAGUUCCCGAGACCGUCUGUUGCAUCGGCGCUUGAUGAUGAUGGUGGAAGACCUGAAAUACUCCCAUCUCAAGCCCACAUUCCCAACCUCAACAAUGGCACGGGCACGAACCUCACAGAGCGAGCACCCACCAUUAACGGAUGGCCCUCCUCCGCAGGACUAUCCACCGAAACGGCCGCCGAGAAUCACAACGUCUGCCCCAAGUGCCAGCGCCGCUUCCAAUCGUCCCUCGUCUUCCAGAAGCACAUGAAGGAGCUCCCCUGUGAAGAAGGACCCUUCGACUGCCCAGACUGCGGUCGGACGUACGCCAGGGCUGCUGCUUUGAAGGAGCACAUGCAUGGGUCGUGGAGAAGGGAGAAAUCGUGUCCGGGCGCUGCAUUGAAGGGCACGGAUGGUGAUGAGGAUGGACUUGCUAACGACUUGCCUGAUCUCGUCGACACCGCCUCGAUAGAUCGCGCAGAGCCAAACCCCAACCCGAACCCCGACCCCUCCUCCGCAGGACCAUCCGCCGAGACGGGGCUUGAGACACCGCAUCUCUGCCCGACAUGCCAGCACCGUUUCCCAUCAGCUUAUCACUUACGGAAGCACAUCGAGAUCCCUUGUCAAGGUUUGACUUGCCCAGACUGCGGUCGCAAGUACGCCAAGGCAUGGCAGCUGGCAAACCACUUGAAAGGGAAGGUACCGGGUGUGAAGAAGAGAGCAUGCGUAGCGUACGCUGCAUCGAGGGGCACGGAUGUUAUUGGACAGGGGCUGUGA
Molecule: messenger RNA, 1155 nt
Organism: Cyphellophora attinorum
Lineage: Eukaryota; Fungi; Ascomycota; Eurotiomycetes; Chaetothyriales; Cyphellophoraceae
Exons: 1
Coding region: 1-1155 (384 amino acids)
Biological process (GO): regulation of transcription by RNA polymerase II
Cellular component (GO): nucleus
Molecular function (GO): DNA-binding transcription factor activity, RNA polymerase II-specific; RNA polymerase II cis-regulatory region sequence-specific DNA binding
Source: RefSeq, a predicted model, not a curated record